AUGAACAUGGAAAACGACUUGAAGGAAGAACUGAAUAGAAGAAUCAGAGCAGCAUGGGCAGCAUUCACAACCGUCAGGGAAGCUACGGACCAACUGAAAGACCAAGAUCUUCGUGCCCAUCUGUUCGACUCGGCAAUUGUUCUAGCGCUCUGUUACGCAGCGGAGACAUGGGCAGACAGCGCUGCCACGUCUAGGAAGCUACUUACUACCCACAAAGCCCUUGAGAGAUGCCUUGUGAAGUUUAAUCGGCGCAUACAACACCUAGCCGGUCUUCGCAGCUCCGACUUAAGAGGAAUGUCCCGUGUUCGUGACCCAGCGGAAUAUGUAUCGAAAGCAAAACACAAAUGGGAGGGUCACACCAUGAGAAGAAUCGACGAUAGAUGGACUAAAAGAACGCUAAAGUGGAUCCCAAGAGAUGCUAAACGCCCUCGAGGGAGACCGCCAACGAGAUGGGAUGACGUGUUCGCUACACGGAUGGACCAGCUGAGAGCUCAGCUGGAUACGGCUCAAGGACUUCAUCAACGUCACUCACGAACUUUGAGAACAUCUUCGAUGACAAUGGCGAAGGAACUGAACGAGCGGAAGAGAUGCUGGGGCCCACACGUCUAG
Necator americanus (New World hookworm) is the source of this 609-nucleotide messenger RNA. RefSeq lists its product as uncharacterized. NCBI's taxonomy places the organism in Eukaryota, Metazoa, Nematoda, Chromadorea, Rhabditida, Ancylostomatidae. The transcript has a single exon. The coding region runs from base 1 to 609 and encodes 202 amino acids. The record is from RefSeq and is a predicted model, not a curated record.